UCCGCGGUUGCCAGAGCGACCACAAACGCUGGAUAUUGUGAAUAAAAAUGUUAACAUAAAUGAGAAUAAUAAACAACAUGAAAAACAUGUAAACAACAUGAAUUCAGAUCGUAACAAUAGAACUAAUAGGGAAAAUUACGGGAAGAAUUCCCGGAAUACCAUGGAAAGGACUCCAGUUCCAGGAUGGAGUGAUGCAACAAGUCCGGAUAGUCCGGAAGUACAAAUGAAUUGCUAUGCAGAAACUUAUUUGAAAGAUAAGCCGCUUCCUAACUAUCCAGAUAGACGAUUGGGGGGAAAACAGUAUCCCCCUCCAAGUUAUCAUGCAACAGUGGAUUGCAAACGAGGUUCUCCUAGAAAUAGGACAUCAGGUUAUUCAAGUGACAACAGAUCUGGAUAUGGAAGUGACAGGGAACGAUCUCCUUAUCCAAACAAAUACCCGGGGUACAUUGAAAGAGAUAGGUCAGGAUACUUCAGUGAUAGGGAAAGGGGCUACCAAAGUGAUAGGGAAAGGUCUGGUUAUUUCAGUGAUAUGGAGCGUGCUGGUUUCUAUGGUCACAGAGAUAGGUAUGGUUACAAUGGUGACAGAGAACGGGCAAACCAUUUAAAGAAUGGUUAUCAUAGCGACAGGGAAGGACCUUCAGGUUACUAUAGUGACAGGGAACGAUAUUCAGGUUACCAAAGUGACAGAGAUCGACCGUCAGGUUAUUCAACUGACUGGGAAAGGUCAAUGUACCGUCAGACGCACAGCAAUCGGAGUUCCCCGACCAGGAAUUCUCCUCAGUUUGGUCCUGCACAUGGAAAUUCUAUUAGAAACUAUGGUCAAAUACUGAACCGAUUAGACAAUGUGAAAAUAGGAUCUCGAAGUCCACAGCCACCAUCACCGCUGACAAGAAGACCAGGUGACAAUGGUGGCCAUUCUCCACAGAUACCAAGUUAUGAUCAAGCGAUGAGAACGAGGCAACCAGGUGGUAAUCAAUCUAAUAACUGGAGGCAGCAGGUCAUGUCACAUAUUGAUAGAAAAGGAGCUGAUCAUUCAAUUAGGGAAUCUCCCGUCGGUUCACCGUCUCGGUAUGAACAAGCACAGGCAUAUAAGAACGAUUUACGACUCCGAAUGAUGAAGCAAAGACAACUAUUAGAUGUUGAUGAUGUACCGAGUGAUCUUGGAAGUGAUGAUGUCUUUACACCAUCACCGUACAGGACAGAAUCUCCAUCAAGUUUUAGUAGAAGUCCUCAAUCACAACGAAGGAAUAUAGACGGAAGUCCCCAAAUGAAUAGUAAUAGAUCAAUGCCGCCUUCACCACCGACUCGUAGCAAACAACUCAGACCACAGCCUGGGAUGGUAGAUCCAAGACUUUCACCAAGACAGAGAUCGAGAGAACCACACAACCAACCUAGUGUAUAUGAAUAUGUGAUAUCAAAGAAUCCUGGCUUAGGAUUCAGUAUAGCUGGUGGCAUUGGAUCCCAGGGAAAUCCAUUCAGACCAAAUGAUCCUGGUAUAUUUGUGACUAAAGUUCAACCGGAAGGUCCAGCAGCAGGACUGAUCUAUCCUGGUGAUAAAUUACUCGAAGUGAGCGGUAUCGACUUCAGACAUGUUGACCACCAGCAGGCUGUCAUAGUGUUGAAAACGAACAAUCCUGUAAAGCUGGUCGUCAGCCGAGAAGAAGCUGCAUGAUAUGGACACAGUGCGUGAUGGUUGAAGACAUCAAAUCAGGAAUCAUCUCAAGUUUACGCAGUACAGGCAGGGAUCACCUCAAGUUUAUGCAUUAGGAACAGCUAAAACCAUAUAAAAUGUUUUUCCCCACUAAAACAAAAUAAUAAUGAAUUUCUGUGUAAUUUUUCUUAUUUUCUUCUACAUGAUAUCUAAUUCCCCCACAAAAAAAACAUAUAAAAGGACCAAGUCAAUGUAUUAUUUUUACAAAUACAUAUCAAUAUCAAUUCAGAAUCUGUUAAAGAUAUAUUUAUAAUUAAAACAAUCACCAGUCUCAUUUUCACAUGUCACUGCAGUUUAAAUGACCAAACUUUUAUUGAGCCAUUCAGUUGUCUAAUUAUUUUUAUCUGAAUAAUGUCACAAAUGUGCAGUUGUCAUGGGAACAUGUUCAUGAUGACAGUUCACCCAGAAUGUGAUCAGUUCACCCAGAAUGUGUUCAGUUCACCGGAAAUGAAUUUUCAAUAAUUUAAAUUAAAAAUCUGUGUCUGAUACAUAAAUAAACUUUAUUAUUUGGACCUUGU
This is a messenger RNA of Saccoglossus kowalevskii, 2229 nucleotides long. RefSeq lists its product as uncharacterized. Gene Ontology annotation, molecular function: protein kinase binding. NCBI's taxonomy places the organism in Eukaryota, Metazoa, Hemichordata, Enteropneusta, Harrimaniidae. Gene Ontology annotation, biological process: establishment or maintenance of epithelial cell apical/basal polarity; receptor clustering; neurotransmitter receptor transport, endosome to postsynaptic membrane. The record is from RefSeq and is a predicted model, not a curated record. Gene Ontology annotation, cellular component: basolateral plasma membrane; postsynaptic density; adherens junction.